AAUUUGCCGCCGACCGUUGGUGUUUGGGUGGCGCGUGCGCUUGUUUUUUGCUUUCGAAAAGCGUCGAGCGCGCGGGGGCCUUUUACACGCGAAGCUGCAAAGCUGUGCGUAUCGCCCAGCCGGUGAACUCCGUUGGUUUUGUUGAACGGUACUGGACAAAUGAUGAGCAUGAUGUGGCCUGUGACUCUUCUAUGGGUUGGACUGGACAUUCUUUUGUGUCAGGAAGUUGCUUCUUUAAUGAAUGACGAAGAAACUAUGUGUAUUAUUGAAAAAAUUAGUGAUGAUAGCAUUUGCAGAGGGGAGCUCCUUGUGAUUUAUCCAGAUUUGGGAAAUGCAGCUUGUGCUGUCAUCCCAAGAUGCCGUCAGUUUCGAAGACUGAUGAGUGAAGAAUGGGGAGAACCACGUGUAAAAUUUGUUCAAGCUAAGAAGGACAUGAACUAUGUGCUGAUAAUGGUGGAUCCAGAUGCCCCAAGCAAGGAAAAUCCCAAAUACCGUUUUUGGAGACAUUGGUUGAUGACCGACAUACAUGGUAAAGAUCUACAAACUGGAUUUAUUCAAGGCACAGUACUUUCAGAGUAUAGGCCACCCACCCCACCAUCUGGCACAGGGUACCACCGCUACCAAUUCUUCCUUUAUGAGCAGCCAGAAGGUAGAAUAAUCUCACUGAAUAAACAGGAAGCAAAAUCCUUCGCUCAUGAUAGCGAUGUCGUCCAGAAUGACAGCGUAGCAGACCACAUAGUUUGCAUUGAUGUCCAAAUGGAAAUGAUGUCACAGUACUCUACGAUUGAGUCCUGGCCAAAGAAAUACUGUGCACCUCUGGAUGAGUUAUAAUGGAGAAGCUCCAGACAUCAGGAGCUAAGUUGUCAAUUCUUCUGACAGCAAGAUUAGCUGUUGGUGUGCUUCAAAAAUAGUGCUUCUAUAUGGCAUGUCAGCCUCCCAGCAUAUUGGGAACAUAUUCUAGUUUCCAAAGCAAGAUUACCGGAAUGGAUUUCUGUUAUCCAUUCUCUUCCAAUUUGCUAUCCAUUAGACAUAUUGAAGAGUUUGCUAAUGGCAAGAAGAGGACAACACGAGACUUUCAAAGCAGCACACACAAAGAACGGAUAGUCCAAUGAACACAUUCUGGGACAGAGACGUAAAGGGAUGUUCCUGCUGAAAUAAAAUGUUGAAGAAAAAUUCUCAUUUAAAGUGAUGUGCUCAAAUGGUGACGCCAAUUUUGUAUUGUUUGUGUAGAAUAGCUCAAGCACCUUGUGGGUUACUAUUUGAACAUCUUAAAAACUGCGAGGCUGCUUGGGCCUCUUCUUCCCUGGCCUAUUAUUAUUCAUUCGUGGGACGUGGGACAUGGUCAUUGCUGGCUAGGCCAACAUUCAUUGCCUAUCCCUAACUGCCGUUAUGGUUUGCUGGGCCAUCUCUGAAGGCACUUAAGAGUCACCACGUUUCCUGGGUCUCUAUUAGAAUUUAACUGCUUCAGCUCCACGAACUAAUCCACCUGUUGCACUUCUGAUGACCUGGAUGAUCAUAAGGUUUCUGGAUCUUGUAACAAGAACUUGAUUCAGUUUGCUCAUGGCCCAUGUUUUGCAAGCAGUACUCAAUAUUAAUCAUCUUUAAAUGGAACACUAUUUGGUAUAAGGGGUACAUGAGCUGACGAGUCAUGGCACUGGAUUAGCAUUCCCAAUGCCUACGUUGUUACUUUCUGGAAAACCAAGUGCUGAAGGACAAUUCAGGAGUUAAUCUUAAUACUUUUUAAAAACAUUUAUACACGGUGAUUCAUACUGCAAACAUGUACUUCCUGAAAUCAAAUCCCCUUUCAGUCUCAUCCUGUGUAUCUGAGCCCAAGUGAAUCCUCAGUUAACACUAAUCACCUUCAUCCAACAAAACACUUUAUAAUGUGCUUAAUUUGGAAUAA
This is a messenger RNA of Stegostoma tigrinum, 1903 nucleotides long. Its product is annotated as phosphatidylethanolamine-binding protein 4. The record is from RefSeq and is a predicted model, not a curated record. The transcript is spliced from 7 exons. NCBI's taxonomy places the organism in Eukaryota, Metazoa, Chordata, Chondrichthyes, Orectolobiformes, Stegostomatidae. Bases 160 to 831 code for a protein of 223 amino acids.